This is a messenger RNA of Brienomyrus brachyistius, 3411 nucleotides long. RefSeq lists its product as uncharacterized. NCBI's taxonomy places the organism in Eukaryota, Metazoa, Chordata, Actinopteri, Osteoglossiformes, Mormyridae. Bases 100 to 2193 code for a protein of 697 amino acids. The transcript has 5 exons. The record is from RefSeq and is a predicted model, not a curated record.
GCGAACACACACGACAGUGCACGGAUAUAAACCGGGUUGGUUAUUUAGUGCCGCGUUUCUACCCGUUUUUGACGCUACUUUACAUCUCUAGUUAUACAAAUGCCGAGGCUACCAAAAGUUCCCAAGGAAAAGAUUGUUCAAAUCAUUUUAGAGAGAAAAUCCGAAGUAGUGAAAGAUGGCAGAAUCGCUGUGCCAUCAGAUAAAGUGUGGAGAGAACUUAGUCAAAACCUGAAUGGUGUUAUAUCCCCCAAGGCUCUUUACACAUUAGUGAAAAGAAAUGGGUAUAAUGUCUGCCAGGACCUUGGUGUGGAAUAUGUGCAGACAAAACAGGAGCCUGACCAGGAAGAAUCGGAUGAAACAGAUGACAGCAGCGGGGAAGAAUAUUUUGAGGGAGCUGAGACCACCAUGGAUGACUACUUGCAAACUUCUGCUGAAGAUUUAUCCAAACUGGUGAGCUGGGCACACAGCCAUGGUACCAUCUGCACUGUCAUUCCUGGGCUAAAGCACUUGCUGAGUGGGGGGUCCCAUGGCCACCUUACAGCCAUGUGGGGGUGCAGCGCAGGGCACGCCUACCACUGGACGUUGACGGCUGCUUGUGGCUCCAGGUCGAAGGAGUCUGUUUCCGAGCAGGACGGCCACCAUGGGGCCGCAUCUGGCAUGCCGCCUGGCUCUGGGGAAAGGAUUUUGGGCAGGGCCUCCAAAGUGGAAACUCACUGUGUGCAAGUGAGUGAAUCCUGUGACAUUUCGAACUGCAGCGACCCGUCCGAGAUGGACGACAACACCGAGGAGUACAGCAGCACGCUCCUCGACGCGGCCUGCGAGUCCUCGGCGACGGAUGAAGAUGGCGAUUACGAGCGUCAGCUGCGUUAUACGGCCAGAAAGAGGGGAAGCUGUAAGCUGUCACAGGGGCAGGCAGGCUUCCAAAGGUCGGAGGAGGGACUGUGGGAUUCGGGGGUGAAGAAAAUUAAGCAAGAGAUGCCUGAGGACUAUUACACUGUGCUGGGUGCCCAGCUGACUGGGUCUUGUGACAGCGGCCCUUCAUCGCUUUCUGUGUCCCGGUUGGGCCGACAGGUUGCCCUGCCCCAUCCACCAGGGAUGACGUCCCGUCUGCACAUGGGUGGUCACAAACCCCCCGUCACCGAUCCGAACGCAGAGUCCCCUCCGCAUUCGCCCCUCCCUACGUCUGCAGCCAAAGCCCUUUGCGGGUCGGCCCCGUGUGGACAAAGUAGGUUGCUGGGGAACGUUGCAUCUCCUAGCCCGGUGGAUGCUCUCCAGAGGCUGGACCCAGGCCCCAGUUCGGGAUGCAGUGAGGCAGCACAUAGCCCCCUCGCGGCCAUGCAGCUGGGAGGUCACGCAGAGCUGAUGGAGACUGUGUCCAGUGAGGACCUGAUGAAGUGCGAUGGUGCCUCCCUGCCAUAUGGAGAUGCUGAGCCCUCCUCAGCCACCUCCAACCCGGAGCUGGACGUGAGCGGGGAGCCCAGCGCAGAAACUUCCGGUUCUCCUACUCUGUUUGAAAUAGAGAAACUCAAAGUGUUGUUACAAGCAGAAAAAAAGAAAAGUGAACUGAUGGAAGAGACCAUAAAAGGUCUUAAACAGGACAAAACGCUGCUCCAGCAGGAAUUGACCAAAAAGGCGGAGUUAAUCUGUGACUUCCUCCAAGAUCAGCUGAGUCAUCGUCCAGAAAAGCGAAGGCCUCAUGUUCCCAGCCAGCCGGAGCCCAGCGGCUCCAGCCAGCACAGCGGCGUCUUCCCCGACGAGUCGGUGUCGUUCGAGUCGCCCGUGCUUUUCGAUUCCUUCGACGAGAUGGAUAUGCGUGCCGGUGAACGACAGAAGACCAUCAAGAGCUCAAGGAAAAGUAGGGAAGGGGAAAAUACUCGUGUUCGAAUGAAGAACGUAGUGGGUGUCAUCGCAAGGUACAUGACUGCGCUUCAGGAGUUCCGACGCAGCGUUUCCAUGAGAGUCGCCUUUGACAGGGUUGGCGUGGAUCGUAAUACCAUCUCCAGAACUGCCGCCAUUGCCGAGCUGAGCUUGGCCGCCCCAGAGGUCUUCCACUCUCUGGCCCCCUGGGACGAAAAGGAGGAGACACUGGCUCACUAUGCCAUACGGUGUCGACAGGCCAUGGACGACAACAUAAAAGCUAAGAUUAAAGUUAUGAAGGCUAAUGGAGACCUUCUGCCCAUUGUCAGUAAAUGAAUGCACUCUGUACCCUCCAUUUUUGUUUUAACGCAUGCUAUAAAAUUUCUAGUGCCUAUUUUUAUUGCUAUAUUGUAAUUUUUAAAACAGUAAUGUGAAUUUUAUAGCAAUAAAAUUAGUCCUUAUAGAUUGGUUUCUCAUAAUGUCAUUACUUCAUUUAAAUUGUAAUGCUGUUUUUCCUCACUCCAAAAUUGGAUGGACUGUGACCUGAAAAUGUUUAGUGCAUUUUGUCAAAUGGUCAGUUACAUGGCAUCAGGGGCAGUCUGGCUGUUUGGAAGAUCGGGAAUUUUCCCAGUGGGCUGGACUUUAUACCCCAACCCCAGCAUUAUAUUCUCUCUAUAGCAGGGGUAGCCAAUCUUAUCCGCAAAGGGCUGGUGUGUAUGCGGAUAUGAUUGACUACCCCUGCUCUAUAACGUAGCAGGGGAGCCCAACCUCUCAGCCGAUCAAUGUGUGUUUGCAGGUCGAUGGCAGGAGAUAAUUAAUGAAUAAUACUUUCUCAUUGGUGGCCCCUGGUUGAUCAUGAUUGGCAAAACAUACCAUGGGAACCCCCCUCCCCAGCCCACCCUGCCUGAGUGCCUGGCAUGUUACUCACAGUACGAAAUGCUUUCACUCGUCUGACCACGUCAUUUUAAAAGCUGUUUUUCCUCAGACUACCACCACUAAAGAAAGGAGUGUCAUAGAUUUGUUUCGUAGUUAUUUGCAUCUAUGUCCUUUUGUAAAGCGCAAAACAUUAAAGCGUAUUCCAAGCAUUAGGUGUGCGUGUGCAUAUUCAGAUGAUGUGUAGCCAUGUCAGUGAUUGUAAAAGCAGCGUUUAUCCAAUAGGACCGCAUCCGGAAACAAAGUCAGACACAAUGUGCAGCCUAUUCUGCUCCAGGAUCUGAUUUCAUAUCGAAACUACUGCCGUCCAGUUUCCUCAUGCUCAGCCAUAGAAGAUGAACCCCCUCCAUUUAUAUUUAAUUGACAGCUGAACUAAGUGAGCCAGAUGGCUUAUUACUGUAUCGUGUAACAGGAUGCUGACAUCUUACUUUGCUUCUGUCCUGUCUGCAGUAACACACUGCCUGCCUGUACUUCAUGGUGGAAUCUAUUGGUGCUUUAAAGAAUAUAUUCACUUUGACACCUUAACUGCCAGAAGAGCUCAUUUUGCCUUCUUUACAGUAGGGCUUCCCAGGCUUUUGUUAUCCGCAGACCAGUUUGUCAGUAAAACAGUCGGGGGUGUAA